UACCAAAAAUUUCUGCGCCAGGAAUUCUAUUCUCAGAUCCAUCUUCAUUUUCAUAUUUCUCUCUCUUCAUCAUAUGACGUAAACUAGCAAAAAGCCUCGACCCCCAAACCUCCCCAACUGCUUUCCUCUGUUUCUCUCAUUCAUUCUCUCUCCUCCUAAUCUCUAUCCAAUUACCCAAACCCCAAUGCUUCUCUUUCCUCUCUAAUUUAUCACCAACAUGAAUCGCAGCUACAGAGAUUACAAUUCCUCCACCCUCGUUGGCGGCGCUAGGAAUUAUCCGGUGGCAGCGUCGCAGCAGCAGCAGCAGCAGCAACAACAUAACCACCACCGCAGAGGCAACAGCUUCACCGGCGUCUCCAGAAACGCCGAUGAGAAUCUCGAUCUCUUCUCUCGCUCCCGCCGCAGCGUCUCCCUUACUCCCGCCGACGAAUCCCAAGUGUCAAUGAAAUUAGGGAAGAUAUCGGUUGGAUCUGUGAAAUUGGCGGCUAGGAAUGGAUUGGAUGAUCUAUUGGCAUCUGCUGAUGGCGGGAAACAUGAUUAUGAUUGGCUUCUGACGCCUCCGGAAACUCCUCUUUGUGCAUCAUCGGAGAGGAGUGACUUUCAACCAAGCUUAGCCACUCCAAGAAACAGAUCUGCUACUAGAUCGACCUCGACAACUAAACCGUCUAGGCUUUCGACUGCACAAGUGGAUAGCAGCCAUUCCUCAAGACCAGCAAGAAGCAGCUCUGUGACACGUUCCUCUAUAUCUUCUACCCUUAAUAACACUUACUCUUCAAAUAGAUCUUCGUCAAUUCUGAAUACAAGUUCAGCAUCUGUUUCUUCUUACAUAAGACCAUCCUCCCCCAUCACCCGGUCGUCAUCUACUUCUAGACCUUCCACUCCGUCCAGUCGAACAACACCCUCGAGAUCUUCUACCCCUUCUAAAGCACGUUCAAUGCCCACUGUCUCUCCAGGCGACAAACCCCGACAAUCACAAAACUCGAGACCCUCUACUCCUAGUUCUAGAUCGCAGAAUUCUGCUAACUCAAGUUUUCCUGUGACUCGAUCAAAUUCUCGUCCAUCAACUCCAACUCGGCGCAGUCCGUCAUCAAACUCCUCAGCAGCACCCAGCAUUUCUGUUUCAACGGGGCGUGUAAUGUCUAAUGGACGCAGCCAGACAUCAACAUCUCGUCCUAGCUCCCCUGGACCUAGGAUUCGAUCACAACAGCCAGUUAUUCCCCCUGAUUUCCCACUUGAUACACCUCCCAAUCUAAGAACAUCAUUAACAGAUAGACCUAUUUCGGCUGGGAGGUCAAGACCAGGUGUAGGUCUAGCUUCAAAGGUCAACACGGAGACUCCAAGCUCUGUUAAUAUGCCAAGGAGACCAUCUUCACCUGUGAGUAGGGGUAGGUCUGCCGAACCACAUGGAAGGGGCCAUCUUCACUCUAAUGGCCACCAUACUGAUCCAUCAGAACCUCGAAAAUCAGGUUAUCUUUCUGACUCAAUGAGGAAACCUGUCAAGACAUCCACCACAACCAUGGAGAAUGGUGGUAUGGGAAGGACCAUAUCAAAAAAGUCAAUUGACAUGGCAAUCAGGCAUAUGGAUAUUAGAACUGGUCCAGGGAGCAUGCGUCCACUCCCAAGUACCUCCCUUUUCCCCCAGAGCAUCCGGUCUGCACCAUCCAAAAUCCAAGCCGUUCAUGGUUCAGGCAGCCCAACAUCUGUCAACAGUAAUGGAAGUCCAUCACUUAGCAAUAGUGGAUCCAAUCUUGAGAAUGGUACAUAUGCGAAUGGGUUGUUAGAUAAUGGUAAGAAGGAAGAAAAUGGCAGGUUGUUUGGGAGAUUGAGUGGGGCAGAUAUGUACGAGAGCACCAGAUAUGAUGCAAUACUACUAAAAGAGGAUCUAAAAAACACUACUUGGCUGCAUAGCGUGGACGAUAUGUCUGAUCAGUGUUCCAUUUUUGAAAAUGGUUUAGAGCCUCUGCCUGAACCAUUUGGCCUCUCAUGAUUGGUUCCUCGUUUUGUUUUGUUUUGUUAUCUUAAAUAUAUCUGAUCUUUUGCAUUAACUAUAUCCAAAGCUGGUUUGGUUAUCUCUUCGUGAUCGAAUGUCUCAUUUUUGCUUGGAAAAGAGCUGAAUAUCAAUUAAUUGAUUGUAUAGCAAAGAAAAUGCCUCUUGAGUUUUCCAUGUUCUCAAGUUUCCUGGUGAUGUAAUUGAUAAGAUACAUUUUGAUUUAAUGCCCUUGGUACUUUCCGGGCAAUAGUCAUAUAGCGCUGUAUAUUUGAUUCAUUUUGCUAUGAUAUAUAGAAUAUAUUGAUGA
Molecule: messenger RNA, 2297 nt
Organism: Spinacia oleracea (spinach)
Lineage: Eukaryota; Viridiplantae; Streptophyta; Magnoliopsida; Caryophyllales; Amaranthaceae
Exons: 5
Coding region: 218-1987 (589 amino acids)
Biological process (GO): cortical microtubule organization
Cellular component (GO): cortical microtubule
Source: RefSeq, a predicted model, not a curated record